This is a messenger RNA of Penicillium odoratum, 591 nucleotides long. Its product is annotated as RING finger protein. Lineage: Eukaryota; Fungi; Ascomycota; Eurotiomycetes; Eurotiales; Aspergillaceae. The coding region runs from base 1 to 591 and encodes 196 amino acids. The transcript has a single exon. The record is from RefSeq and is a predicted model, not a curated record.
AUGUCCCAUAACGAUCGAGAAGAAACACCAGAGUUGGUCCCAGAUGACAAUGAUUAUCUCACAGAGCAUGAAGAUGACCUUUCAGAUUCUAUUCUUUCUGAGAUUGACGAGAGCGUUAUAGAGAUUUUAGAGGGAGAGGCCGAAGAUUUGAUCAUCAGUGGGGAUAAAGCGGGGCUGAGAAGGCAUUACCUGAGACUACUUAUUAUGGCAAGGAGACUCAGCAUUGAUUUAGAUGACAGGGCUAACGAUGAAAUUGAGGAACUAAUUCAGGAACAGGCACACUUAUGGCCAGAGGAGCGCGGGAGUGCAAAUGUCUUUGGGGCUUUGCCCGGAACAGAUGUUGACCAGGUAAUGAUUGAUUCGGGAGCAGAGUGUGCCAUCUGUAUCAGCAAUUUACAGCUUGGAGAGAGAGCAAUUAUUCUGCCCUGUGGACAUAUGUUUCAUGAUGUUUGUAUCACACAGUGGGUCACUAGGAAUCCCACUUGCCCACUUUGCCGACAGAAUAUCCCACGCAAUCGACCUUUGAGAAACGGGGAAACUGAUGGGUCAGAUGGUCAGCAACAGGAGAGACAUGUUCACUGGGCUGUUUAG